Dunckerocampus dactyliophorus (ringed pipefish) is the source of this 3946-nucleotide messenger RNA. Its product is annotated as zinc finger protein 510-like. The coding region runs from base 286 to 1266 and encodes 326 amino acids. The transcript has 2 exons. Gene Ontology annotation, biological process: regulation of transcription by RNA polymerase II. Lineage: Eukaryota; Metazoa; Chordata; Actinopteri; Syngnathiformes; Syngnathidae. The record is from RefSeq and is a predicted model, not a curated record. Gene Ontology annotation, molecular function: DNA-binding transcription factor activity; RNA polymerase II cis-regulatory region sequence-specific DNA binding.
AACACUAGAGGCGCACACUCGCUGCCAGUUACGGAAAUUCGUAUCGUCCGGGUAGUCUCUAGAGAAAAACACCAUUGGCCAUUGUUACAAGUAUUUAAUGUGGACGACGCAGAGAUUACGUGACAGUGAGAGACAGUUUUAUUCAUGUCAGGACUCGUCUGACUGAACUUCGAAGCUUCUCAGGCUAGCUUAGCUUGCUAACUGCUAACAAAGAGACCCGGAAGUUAUCAACACAUCGCGAAGCGGAGAGCAACUGUGAGUGUAAAGUGUUGCGAUUGUGUGAAAAUGUGUAAAAUACAAAUGCUGAGAGCGUUUGUAAAUGCACGAUUAACUGCGGCUGUUGAAGAAAUAUUUGGAGUGUUAGAAACAACGAUAGCAGCGUACGAGGAGGAACUUGGUCGAACAAAAGAGGAGAACGACCGUCAACGUCAACUAUUGGACGCUGUUUUCAAGAAGCCUCAAGUUGUGUUCCACAGAGCAGAUGUCAGUGAAGAACAUCUUCUCCUUGAGCAGCAGGAGUGGAACUCCAGGAUGGAGCAGGAGGAGCCACAGGCCACCCACAUUAAGGAGGAAGAGGAGGAGCUACAGCCCUCCAACUUUAAAGAGGAGGAGGAUUACAGAAUCUGUCAGGAGGGAGAGCAUCUUGAAGGACUGGAAGAGUUCCCUGUGAUUGCUGUUCUUGUGAAGAGUCAAGAUGAUGAAGACAAAGGUGAAACUGAGGAGAAGAGAGAGGUGGAGCCUCCAAGCAGCAGUUCCACUCAUCACAUGACAACAGAAGCUAAUGGAAACCACUGUGGAGGAUCACAAGCAGACAAGCUCUUGGCUCCACUAUCAGAUAGUGACGACACGCCACACUCUGCUGACACUGAUGAUGAAGACUCUGAAGCUGAUAUGACAUGUCACCCUGACAACACACGCUGGAAAUGCACACAAUGUGACAAAACUUUUGUUAACAAGGGAUAUCUGAAAACACACAUGAGACGUCACACAGGAGAGAAACCUUAUGCCUGCUCAGUUUGUGGUAAAAGAUUCUCUCAGCAGUCACAUUUGAAGGUGCAUGCAAGAAUACACACUGGAGAGAAACCCUUUCCUUGCACUGUGUGUGGUAAAAGAUUUUCUGAUCAGUCAAAUUUGAUAGUACACACAAGAAUACACACUGGAGAGAAACCUUUUUCCUGCACAGUUUGUGAUAAAAGAUUUGCUCGGAAGUCACAUUUGAAAGCACACACAAGUGCGGUAAAAGAUUCAAUCAAAAAGUUGUUUUAAAAACACACACAAGACUACACACUGGCGAGAAACCUCUUCCUUGUACGGUGUGUGGUAAAGGAUUCUCUCGACGGUCAUCCUUGAAAGAACACAAAAGAAUACACACUGGAGAGAAACAUUUUCCUUGUACAGUGUGUGGUAAAAGUUUCUCUAAAAAGAUAUCAUUGAUAGGACACACAAAAACACACAAUAGAUUAAAAAAAAUUAAAAAUCUUGUUCAAUGUGUGGUCAGCAAUUCACAAAUAUUCCAAACUUGACUGACCACAUAAGAAUCCACACUGGGGAAGUUUUUUGAAAGGACGCUUGGAUUUCAAAGAACACAGUACGGGAACUACGAAUAAGCAAGACAGUGUUACCCUUAAAAAAAACUAAAUUUGUGCAAAAGAAUGACUUAACAUUGGUAACUGACACGAUGAAAUCGUUGCAGUGUUUGUUAAAUUCAUCACAUGUAUGAACACACUUUUCUUCUUCAACAAAAUAAACGCACACAAGGGGGUUGCAUGGGUUUGAUUCCCAUGGCCAGGGUUUUGUCAGGAAGGGCAUCCGGUGUAAAAAUCUAAAGUCAAUCAGCUAGAAUGGUAUAAUACAGUAGUAAGAAAACGCAUGUAAACCUUUUGGAAUUUCAUGGUUUUCUGAAUAAAUUUGGCAUAAAUUGUGAUCUAAAUCAAGGGUAUUGACAAACAAUGUUUUUUUUAAAUUAUUAUUACUAAGUAUGUUAUAGUGUUUUUUCUUCUUUAUUGAAAAAAAAUAUUUUAGGGCUAACAAAGUGAAAGGGGUCGAGAAAAUAUAAUCAUAUAAAUAAAUAAGUAAACCAUAAGGGAUAUGCGUCACAGAUCACAGGUACAUGUAACAUCUUAUCUGACAUCGUCACUGACCACAGAUUUGUCUCAUCUUUUCCAAUGUUUUUCAACCUUGUGUUGUUGUCGACAAAGAUUAAAAGUCAUAACAUCCAUUGUUCUUGUAUGUUGUACAAAUUGUACCAAAAGAGCAAAAGAGGGGUGUCCAUUUUGAGCCAACAUUUAAUGACAGCUUUUCUUGCAGCAACAAGGAUGAUUCAAAAUAAAUAUAUCGCUUUGACAUAUUCCCUCUGGAUGUGCAGUACGUACACCAAGGAACAAAGUAAAGAAAGACAUUUGUAAUCGAAUACCUAACACUCAAUAUAUUCAUUUUGUCACCUUCUUCCAAAAGUCAACAAUACUCGAGCAUGGCCAAAAUAUAUGGACAUGGUCUACCUGGGCAGAUACACACUGCGUCAAGCAGAAAAAACAAGUAGCAAAAACGUUUGAUUUCCACGCAGGUGUAAUAAAGAAACGAACCAGACUUUUCCAACAAAAAUAUCUCCAGGUACCCGAGUUAAUCGUGCAAUUUUGAGCAUUUCCAUGCCUCCAGCUAAAGAUCCUCUGAAAUCUCAACUUUUAGAACUUUAUCCCAUUGUUUUUUCACAUGUAGAUACAGUAUGUUUGUGCAUCAGUUGAACCUAAAAUCCUAUAAAUCCUUUCUACAAUAUUUUUACUACUGGAUCCUUUAUAAAUAUCUACAAAGAUCUGAACUAAAUUAGAAUUUUAAAAAACAAACAGUCAGAACACUUUGUAUUUCAUUUGUAAAAUAGUGGCAGAGUUGAAGAUGUUUACCGAGUCUAAAUUUACUCGAGAGAUUUUGAAAACUGCCCAACUGACCUUUGAAAAUGACACUAUAGUAAAUGCUGUUAUUCCCAAUUGUAACCAUUGCUUAAAUGUAGGGUCAUGUACUGUCACAUACUGGCCAGCCCAGAGCCUUAAUUUGUCUUUGAAGCAGGAGCAUCUUUACAACGUCAAGCCAUACUCUCAUGGAUGUACACAAGCAGAAAUUCCCGAGCUGUAAAAUAGUUUUGGCAUAAUAUAUAUACAGUCAAGUACUGACUGUAAUGGUAUUUCCAUUUUGCCUCAGAAGACUAUUCACACCAAAGUACAAGUGGUCUUAACUGGGCUAUAACAUAGUAAUACCUUCUCAUUGAGAAUACCUUCUCAAUACAGAUAAGACUAAAGAGAUGAUCAUCGACCCAAGAACAAGGGAAAAGGAGCCACAUAGACCCCUGUUUAUUGGUGAGACUGAGGUGGAGAGGGUGAAAACCUUCAAGUUCCUUGGCACACACAUCAGCGAGGACCUCACCUGGUCUCACAACACCCAACAAAUUCUGAAGAAGUCCCAAAGGAGACUGUACUUCCUGAGAAGACUGAGGAAAUUUGGCAUGUCCACCACAAUCCUGAGUUGCUUCUAUAGAUGCACUAUCGAAAGUGUCCUUACCGCCUCCAUCACUGUUUGGUUCGGUAACUGUACAACACGAGAUAGGAAGGCACUCCAGCAGGUGAUCAAGACCUCACAGAACAUUGUUGGGGCAGCCCUCCCCUCACUGCAAGACAUUUAUACAUCUAGAGUCCUACGCAGAACACACAACCUCAUCAAGGACAGCACACAUCCACAACACUCAUUAUUCACACUCCUACCGUCAGGCAGACGCUACAGGAGUUUGAAGUCCAGGACCACAAGGCUGGCAAACAGCUUUUACCCACAGGCCAUCAGGCUUCUCAACGAAGCACUCAGACACGCCACACGCAACACACACUCAUAGCACUUUAUUUAUUAAUUUAUUUAUUUGUAUUAUUUACUCGUAUUAAUGUCUCUUCUGUUGUUGUUGCUUAAU